This is a messenger RNA of Punica granatum (pomegranate), 3765 nucleotides long. The record is from RefSeq and is a predicted model, not a curated record. NCBI's taxonomy places the organism in Eukaryota, Viridiplantae, Streptophyta, Magnoliopsida, Myrtales, Lythraceae.
CAGAAUGGCUCCUGCAUCCAAACAGUCUGCUAGGUUAGGUUUGCGUUUGCCUCAGACUUGUUCCCGUUCCGUUUACCGUCGUCGGUCUCCCCCCCCCCAACUCCCCGACUAGUAGACAUCACUGACAGAAACAAAGGGCAGGGCAGGGCGGGGCGGGGUAGUGCAGUGAAGUUUAGCUGUGGGACUCUGAAAAACGAGGAGCAGCGCAGUGACGAGAGGAGGAGGACACAUUGAAGUGAAGCGCUCUACCUUUUGAACCUCUCAUUCAAAACCGGGCAGCUGAUACCUAUGGCUUCGAAGUUCGGGCUGGCCGGUGGGAUACCGGAGCGGCGGGUGCGGCCGAUUUGGGACGCCAUCGAUUCUCGCCAAUUCAAGAACGCCCUCAAGCACGUCACCUCCCUCCUGGGGAAGUACCCCACUUCCCCUUACAUUCUUGCGCUCAAAGCUCUCAUUUUGGAGAGAAUGGGAAAAUCGGACGAGGCAUCGACUGCGUGCUUGAAUGCUAAAGAACUGCUCUACUCCGAUGACUCUGUAUUGGUGGAUGAUCUCACUCUCAGUACACUGCAGAUAGUCUUCGAGCGGCUUAAUCACUUGGAUUUGGCCACUAGCUGCUAUGAGCAUGCCUGUGGGAAGUUCCCCAACAAUUUGGACCUAAUGAUGGGGCUCUUCAAUUGUUACGUUCGGGAAUACUCUUUCGUGAAGCAGCAACAGACAGCCAUUAAGAUGUACAAGGUCGCUGGGGAAGAGAGAUUUUUGCUCUGGGCAGUUUGUAGCAUCCAAUUGCAGGUUCUCUGUGGCAAUGGAGGGGAGAAGCUGUUACUGUUAGCUGAAGGUUUGCUUAGGAAGCAUGUUGCAGCCCAUAGUUUGCAUGAACCAGAGGCUGUUAUGGUCUACAUAUCCAUAUUGGAACAGCAAGAAAAGUAUGGUGAUGCUCUGGAAAUUCUCACUGGAAAUUUGGGGUCACUUUUAAUGGUUGAAGUUGAUAAGCUACGGAUACUGGGGAGACUUCUUGCUCGGUCUGCUGACUAUGAUGCUGCUGCUGGUGUUUAUGAGAAAAUCUUGGAAUUGUGCCCUGAUGAUUGGGAGUGUUUUCAACAUUAUCUAGAUUGUCUCAUGGAGGAUGGCAGAAGCUUGAGCAAUGGGCCUGCUGAGGAUAGAUCACAUGCUUCAGGACGUGCGGAGCACCAUUCAUUACCAUUGGCAGAUGAAGUGUUUAAUUCUCGUAUUGCAAGAGCAUCGAGCUUUGUGCAAAAGUUACUGGAACAUACUGGUGAUAACCUCAUACGGUGCCCCUACCUGGCUAACCUUGAGCUUGAAAGAAGGAAGCAGUUAUAUGGAAAGGGAAACAUUGACAAUUUGAUAGAGCUUCUCGUAAAAUACUUUUUAAGGUUUGGUCACUUAGCUUGCUUCGCUUCCGAUGUUGAGGAGUUUCUUCUGGUCUUAUCUUUUGACCAACAGGAGUUCACUAUGAAGUUGAUGAAAAGUUCAGAAUAUAUUUCUCCCACACCAAUAAAAGCACUUGGCCAGUCAAUUACCAUUUUAAAAAUUCAAGAAUUGACUGGAAGCAUGUACAGGCUUCCCGUGGAUGGACUUGAGGAUUCUUCCCGGCAAAUGGUGGAGAUGUAUUGCAAUAACCUUACUCUUUCCAAGGACCUGGAUCCACAAGAGAGUAUGCCUGGAGAAGAGCUUUUAUCCAUGUCAAGCAAUGUGCUGGUUCAGUUAUACUGGCAUACGGGCAAUCUUGGCUAUAUGUUGGAGGCAAUUAUGGUUUUGGAGUUUGGAUUGAAUAUCAGAAGGCAUGUUUGGCAAUACAAGGUUCUAUUGUUGCACUUGUAUUCUCACUUAGGCAUCAUAUCAUUGGCCUAUGACUGGUAUAAAUCGUUGGAAGUGAAGAACAUCUUGUUGGAAACUGUUUCCCACCACAUUUUUCCACAGAUGUUGGUGUCCCCACUUUGGCCUGAACUGAAUAAUCUGCUUAAGGAAUAUCUCAAGUUUAUGGAUGACCACUUUAGAGAGUCUGCAGAUCUUACUUUUGUUGCAUAUCGCCACAGAAACUAUUCCAAAGUUAUUGAAUUUGUUCAGUUCAAGGACAGGUUGCAGCGCUCUAAUCAACACACAAUUGCUGGGAUCGAAGUAUCCCUAUUGAAGUUGAAACAGAAUGCGGGCAACCUUGCAGAAGAAGAGGUGAUUCUUGAUAGCUUGAAAUAUGGCUUGGAUCUCCUUGAUCUUUCUAAUGAGAUUCGAUCAAAAUCCCUGACCUUUAACGAAGAUUUGCAGUCACGACCUUGGUGGACACCAACUGCAGAGAAGAAUCGUCUCUUAGGGCCAUUUGAAGAGCUCUCCCACUUUCCUAGAGAUGACUUGAUGAAAGAAAGGGAAGCACGUGCACGGACAGUCAUAGAGAAAAGAUCCCUUCUUCCACGAUUGAUCUACCUCUCUAUCCAGAAUGCUUCAGCAGCGGUCAAGGAAAGUCCCGAAGCCAACGGUUGUGAUGAGCCUAAAACUUCAUUGGAACUGAAAUCUUUGCUUGAACGCUAUGCAAAGAUCUUGGGCUAUUCUCUAUCACAUGCAAUUCAGCUGAUUGGGGAAGUCUGUCGGGGACUUAGAAGCUCCGAGGUCUUUGGUUCACACUUGAUAGACUGGGUAAACUUAGCUGUGUUCUGUAAUGCGUGGAAGCUGACCUCAACUGAAUUUAGCCUGCAUAGUGGAGAGGAAUUGAAAGGUGGCGGCUGGCUUGUGGAUUCUCUUCUUGAGAAAUGUAUAUUGGAGAGAAUUAGGCCUGUAGAUUCUCGGGUAGAUUUUCCCCGUAAAGAGAUGCCAAUUUUGGUGCAGCUAGUAACAGAACCAUUAGCUUGGCAUGGUCUUAUAAUACAACGUCUUCUUCGAGUGUCUCUUCCGUCGGGAAAAAAGAAGAAGAAGGGUGGCCCUGCCGAUCAGUCAUCCUCUCCACUGUUGGCUGCAGUUAGGGAUUCUGUGCAGCUUCUGUGCGCUGCUGUAGAAGAAGUUAUAAAGCAGUUAAAAGAUCAGAUGAAGAAGUUGGAGGAAGAAAAUUUGGAAGAGUUACUGUCUUCUCUUACGAAGGAAGGGCGAGAUGGUGGCCCUGGGCGAGUUUUCAGGGUUCUAGAGAGUACAGUAUCUUCCGCUAGCAAUGUGGAACUCGGUGAUAGGAUCACUGAGGCUUUGAAGUCAUGGAGCCCUGCUGAGGUCUCCCGGAAAAUAGUUGCAGGGCAGCGGAGAAUGCUGCGUGAAUUCCUUUCCAUCUGCGAGUCAAAACACAAGACAUUCGAGACGCUGAGGAAGCAGAACUCCUGAGCCUGGGAAGGUGGCUGUGGGGGAGGAUUUCUGCGUUAAUGGGAUGGAGAAGGAUCCCGAGAUCCUGGGAGUUGAGCUGGAAAGUCGACAAGACGCCGAAUGUAUGUCCUUGUAUGGAGGAUGUCAGGCGGGGUCUUCUUCCGGUAAAACAUCGGAGUGAGAAGUUGGUCGAUGAGCAGAAGUGGAAUUCGCACGCGUGACGUUUUUGUGAGGUGUGUUGUGUAGACGGACAUAAAACCCGAAACUGUUCUGCUGCUGCUCCGUCUAAUGUGGGUGUGGGUUUUCUUUAUUUAUUCAGGGUGGGGAUUUUUGUUUUGUGAUCAGCAGAUGAAUCGCAUAAUUCUUUGUAUCAUGAAUUUUGGAAAGUGUUGUGGACUCCGAUUUGAUUGCACCGAAACAUCAAAGCAUAGCAGUAGUACGCCGCUUAUUCAACAACAGAGAGAAAUUUCAUUC